Molecule: messenger RNA, 4414 nt
Organism: Chinchilla lanigera (long-tailed chinchilla)
Lineage: Eukaryota; Metazoa; Chordata; Mammalia; Rodentia; Chinchillidae
Gene: Zc3h4
Product: zinc finger CCCH-type containing 4
Biological process (GO): negative regulation of DNA-templated transcription
Cellular component (GO): nucleus
Molecular function (GO): RNA binding; metal ion binding
Source: RefSeq, a predicted model, not a curated record
ACGUGUAUUUCUGCUGGCAGCCUGUGCGUUUUGACUGAAUUGGUUCAAGGGCACAAAAGGACCAAGGAGAUCUGCCAGUGCCUGUUCCUUGCGGUGUCAGCACCUGACUUCCCGGUGACAACAGGAGGCAAAUGGGACUAAACAAGUUUUGCAGGAGGCAGCAGAAUGACAGGUUUGAUUAAAAAUCUCGUCGUGAUCCUCUGACCUGGAGCUACUUCAUCCUUCAGUCUUUUUUACCCCCCUGUACUGAACACUGAAACCAGAGCCUUUGCAAUGAGCUGUAUCUCUAGCUCCUUCUUAUUUUGAUUUGGUGACAGGGUCUCGCUAAAUUGCUCACGCUAGGCCGGAUCUUACAAUCCUCCCCUGUCAACCUCCUAAGUAGUGUGCGCCACCGCGCCUAGCUCUGGGAAGGGGAAUAACAGCAGCUGUCCGUAGGGCAGCGCGACCCUGAUAAAACUACUAGUUUUGGAACAAGUCAAGCUUCCGGGUGGAAGGUUCCAUAGUGCAAGCCCCGCCCGUCUCUGCCCUCCAUGACGUCACCGACCGAGGUAUCUAGUGACGCCAUCUCCGCCAAUCCCUACUCCAGCCCCUGUUCUCCGGAAACCUACGACUCCUGGGACCGACCUCCGCCUUUCGGAUCCAUGGAGGCCGCGCCCGGGACCCCCCCGCCGCCGCCAUCAGAGUCGCCGCCGUCGCCAUCGCCGCCGCCGCCAUCAUCGCCUUCGCCUCCUCCGUGUUCCCCCGACGCCCGCCCGAGCUCCCCGCACCUCCUCCACCACCGCCUCCCGCUCCCUGACGACAGGGAAGAUGGUGAGUUGGAGGAAGGUGAACUGGAAGACGAUGGGGCGGAGGAGACCCAAGACACCCCAGGAGGGCAAGAGAGAAGCCGGAAGGAAAAGGGGGAAAAACACCAUAGUGACUCGGACGAGGAGAAGUCUCACAGGAGGCUGAAGCGGAAACGGAAGAAAGAGCGGGAAAAGGAGAAGAGGAGGUCGAAGAAGAGGAGGAAAUCCAAGCACAAACGCCAUGCUUCUUCCAGCGACGACUUCUCAGACUUCUCAGAUGAGUCAGAUUUCAGCCCCAACGAGAAGGGGCACCGCAAGUACCGGGAGUACAGCCCCCCGUACGCCCCGUCCCACCAGCAGUACCCGCCCUCACACACCACAUCCCUACCCAAGAAGUCCUACUCCAAGAUGGACAGCAAGGGCUACAGCAUGUACGAAGACUACGAGAACGAACAGUACGGAGAGUACGAGGGGGACGAGGAAGAGGACAUGGGCAAGGAUGACUAUGACGACUUCACCAAAGAGCUGAACCAGUACCGCCGCUCCAAGGAGGGCAGCAGCCGAGGCCGAGGCAGCCGAGGCCGGGGCAGAGGAUACAGAGGCCGAGGAAGUCGUGGAGGAUCUCGAGGCCGAGGCAUGGGCCGGGGCGGCCGGGGCCGGGGCCGAGGCUCCUUGGGAGGAGAGCACCCGGAGGACGAGGAGGACUUCUAUGAGGAGGAGAUGGAGUAUGGAGAAAGCGAGGAGCCAAUGGGGGAUGACGACUACGAUGAGUACUCCAAGGAGCUGAACCAGUACCGCCGGUCCAAGGACGGCCGAGGCCGAGGGUUAAGUCGAGGCCGGGGCCGGGGUUCCCGGGGCCGAGGGAAAGGGAUGGGCCGGGGCCGCGGCCGAGGUGGCAGCCGAGGCGGGAUGAACAAGGGCGGAAUGAACGAUGACGAAGACUUCUACGAUGAUGACAUGGGCGACGGUGGCGGGGGCAGCUACCGGAGAGGUGACCACGACAAGCCCCACCAGCAAUCUGACAAGAAGGGCAAAGUCAUCUGCAAGUACUUCGUGGAAGGGCGGUGCACGUGGGGAGACCACUGUAAUUUUAGCCAUGACAUUGAACUGCCAAAGAAGCGAGAGCUGUGCAAGUUCUACAUCACGGGGUUCUGCGCCCGCGCCGAGAACUGCCCCUACAUGCAUGGCGACUUUCCCUGUAAGUUGUACCACACGACUGGGAACUGCAUCAAUGGGGAUGACUGCAUGUUCUCCCACGACCCUCUGACCGAGGAGACGCGCGAGCUCCUGGACAAGGUGCACGAGCCACUGUCCCCACAGCAGCUGCAGCAGCAGCAGGACAUGUACAACAAGAAGAUCCCCUCCCUGUUUGAGAUCGUUGUGCGGCCCACGGGGCAGCUGGCUGAGAAGCUGGGCGUGAGGUUUCCUGGACCUGGUGGACCCCCAGGGCCAAUGGGUCCUGGGCCCAACAUGGGACCCCCAGGGCCAAUGGGGGGCCCCAUGCACCCUGACAUGCAUCCGGACAUGCACCCAGACAUGCACCCUGAUAUGCAUCCUGACAUGCACCCCGAUAUGCCGAUGGGCCCUGGCAUGAACCCUGGCCCUCCUGUGGGUCCUGGCGGUCCUCCCAUGAUGCCCUAUGGUCCUGGAGACUCCCCACAUUCCGGAAUGAUGCCCCCCAUCCCACCAGCCCAGAACUUCUAUGAAAACUUCUACCAGCAGCAGGAGGGCAUGGAGAUGGAACCAGGCCUCAUCGGGGAUGCAGAGGACUACGGGCACUACGAAGAGCUACCGGGGCAGCCUGGGGAGCCCCUCUUCCCCGAGCAUCCUCUGGAGCCAGACAGCUUCUCUGAGGGAGGGCCCCCAGGCCGGCCGAAGCCGGGUGCCGGUGUCCCCGACUUCCUGCCCUCAACCCAGAGGGCCCUGUACCUGAGGAUCCAGCAGAAGCAGCAGGAGGAGGAGGAGAGAGCGAGGAGGCUGGCUGAGAGCAGCAAGCAGGACCGGGAGAAUGAGGAAGGUGAUACCGGAAACUGGUACUCAAGUGAUGAGGACGAAGGGGGGAGCAGUGUCACCUCCAUCCUCAAGACACUGCGGCAGCAGACAUCCAGCCGACCCCCAGCUUCAGUUGGGGAGCUGAGCAGCAGUGGGCUGGGAGACCCCCGCCUCCAAAAGGUGCACACCACUGGAGGCCGACUGGCUGACCCCCGCCUCAGCCGGGACCCCAGACUCUCCCGCCAUGCUGAGGCUUCUGGCGGAUCCGGCCUGGGAGACACCGGGCCCUCUGACCCCCGGCUGGCUCGCUCCCUGCCCACCUCGAAGCCGGAGGGCAGCCUUCAUUCCAGCCCCGUCGGCCCCAGCAGCUCCAAGGGCUCCGGGGCUCCCGCUCAGGAAGAGGAGGAGGGGGAGCGGGCGCUGCGGGAGAAGGCCGUGAGCAUCCCCCUGGACCCCCUGCCUGGGCACCCGCUGCGGGACCCCAGGUCGCAGCUGCAGCAGUUCAGCCACAUCAAGAAGGACGUGACCCUGAGCAAGCCCAGCUUUGCCCGUACCGUGCUCUGGAACCCCGAGGACCUGAUCCCUCUGCCCGUCCCCAAGCAGGACAUGGUCCCCCCCGUACCCGCUGCCCUGCAGUCCCUGCCUGCCUUGGACCCCAGGCUGCACCGGUCCAACCCCACAGGGGCCCCCGGUGCCCGCCAGCGCCAAGGCGCCUCCACAGACCCCAGCACCUCCGGCUCCAACCUGCCUGACUUUGAGCUCCUCUCUCGCAUCCUCAAGACUGUUAACGUUACUGGCCCCUCCGCAGCCCCCAGCCCAAGCGACAAGCCCAGUGACCCCAGGGUGCGGAAGGCCCCCACUGAUCCUCGACUGCAGAAGCCAGCAGACACGGUCGCCUCGCGUGCUGCCAAGCCCAGCCCUCCCGAAGGGUCCUCUCCAGCCUCCAGCCCCAGUGGAGGGUCCUCCCCACCGGCCACGGCUCCCUACGACCCCAGAGUCCUGGCCGCCGGCGGGCUGGGCCAGGGCAGCGGCAGUGGGCAGAGCAGUGUGCUGAGUGGCAUCAGCCUCUAUGACCCGAGGACUCCCAACGCGGGCAGCAAAGCUGGGGAGCCAGCUACUGACGCAGGGGCCCAGCCCAAGGGGCCUGAGGGAAACGGCAAGAGCUCGGCCUCUAAGACCAAGGAGCCCCCUUUUGUCCGCAAGUCUGCACUGGAGCAGCCAGAAGCAGGGAAAGCUGGCACGGAUGGGGCCUCUGCCGCGGCCACAGACAGAUACAACAGCUACAACCGGCCCCGGCCCAAGGCAGCCGCCGCCUCCGCCACAGCCACCGUCGCCGCGCCUGCGGAGGGCGCCCCGCCGCAGCCCGGGGUGCACAACCUGCCCGUGCCCGCCCUCUUCGGGACCGCGAAGCCCGCACCCAAGACAGGCUCGGGAAGCCCGUUUGCUGGCAACAGCCCGGCCCGCGAGGGCGAGCAGGAUGCAGGGUCCCUGAAAGACGUUUUUAAAGGCUUCGACCCCACCGCCUCCCCCUUCUGCCAGUAGUGUUGGCCGGAGCCGGUGCUCCUGCAACCCCGCCUCUUCCACGGUGAUAUUUAAGGGCAGCAGUCUGAGUUGGGAUUGGGGGGAGAUGGGGAGGG